Prunus mume (Japanese apricot) is the source of this 1530-nucleotide messenger RNA. NCBI's taxonomy places the organism in Eukaryota, Viridiplantae, Streptophyta, Magnoliopsida, Rosales, Rosaceae. The record is from RefSeq and is a predicted model, not a curated record.
AUGACGACCACAGCCUUCACCUGCUAUAGAAUUCUUAAGCUGCUCAUCCCUUCGGCCUUCACCGGCAACUCCAAGGUCUUUUGGCUCAAGAUGAAGAGCAUUACGAUCACUAUAUUGCUAAGUUCAAGAUCGGCGCUGAUCACAAUGACCAAUCAACCCUAUUUGAUCUCAUUCUGGAUUUAUAUAAAGGAUGAUGGAUUCACUGCACAUGAUAUGAAGACGGUGACUGAUGACCUCAUCAUUGCCAGUGAAUUAAAUGAAGUGGAGUUCAGCUGUAAAAGCUUAAGUGUUCAUGGAUAUGAUAUUUCUGCAGAUCCAUUAAGUCAAUUUACAGAAGAUCGUUUCUUCAAUUCCCUUGGGGGGUAUAUGAAGGACAUUGGUGCUGCCUUGGAAUUGUUUAAGGCUUCAGAAAUCAUCAUACAUCCAGAUGAAUCGGUUCUUGAGAAACAAAAUAACUGGAUGAGUCAUUUCCUGAAACAGGAGUUAUCCAAUACUUUAACUCAGGCUCGUAGACUCAAUAAGCAUAUUGGCCUGGAGGUGGAUGAUGCUCUUAAGUUUCCUUUCUACGCAAGUUUGGGCCAGUUAUCAAGCAGGAGAGCAAUAAAAUCUUACAACACAGAGUACAAGAAUUUUAGAAUUCUUGGAUUAAUAAAGAAAUUAUUGAAAAGAGGUUUUUAUUUUCUCAUGCACCGGGCGCGGGGUUUCCACCAACCCCCGGGUCCGGGGCGUGACAUUUUCCCUCCUGAACUAUCAGAUGCUCGCAUGUCAUGGGUUAAAAGUGGAGUGCUUACAACUGUGGUUGAUGAUUUCACUGACGUUGGAGGUUCUGAGGAGGAGCUGGUAAACCUUAUACAAUUGAUCGAGAAGUGGGAUGUGAAUGUGAAUGUUGAUUGUUGUUCCGAGCAUGUUGAAAUUAUAUUUUCAGCACUUAAGAACACAAUUAAUGAGCUUGGAGUCAAGUGGUUGGAUUUGCUCAAGUCUGGGCUGAAGGAAGCUGAGUGGUUGAGAAACAAGUCAGUGCCAACAAUGGAGGAGUAUAUGACAAAUGGAUAUAUAUCAAUGGGCAUUGGACCAAUUGUCCUUCCAGCUCUCUAUUUUGUUGGGCAUGAGCUUUCAGAGGAGGUUGUAGGAAGAAGUUCCGAAUUGCAUGAGCUGUAUAGACUUAUGAGCACCUGUGGACGUCUUCUGAAUGAUAUCCAAGGCUUCAAGAGGGAUUCCGCUGAAGGGAAGCUAAAUGCUCUAUCGUUGACCAUGAUUCAUGGGAACGGUGUCGUUACUGAAGAAGAGGCCAUCAAUGAGAUAAAUAGUAUUAUAAAAAGUAAGAGGGGAGAGCUGCUACGAUUAGUUUUACAGGAGUCGGGUAGCAUAGUACAAAGGGCUUGCAAGGAUUUGGUUUGGAACAUGAGCAAAGUGCUGCACUUUUUUUAUGCCAAAGAUGAUGGAUUCAGUACACAUGAGAUGAUGCAAAGUGUAAAUGCUGUAACUGAGGAACCCAUCAUUCUCAGUGAAUUGCGAGUAAAAAGUAAAUAA